Musca vetustissima is the source of this 1071-nucleotide messenger RNA. RefSeq names its product ribosome biogenesis protein BRX1 homolog. The coding region runs from base 1 to 1071 and encodes 356 amino acids. Gene Ontology annotation, molecular function: rRNA binding. Gene Ontology annotation, cellular component: nucleolus. The transcript has 2 exons. Gene Ontology annotation, biological process: ribosomal large subunit assembly; rRNA processing. Lineage: Eukaryota; Metazoa; Arthropoda; Insecta; Diptera; Muscidae. The record is from RefSeq and is a predicted model, not a curated record.
AUGGGUAAAAAAUUCCAAAAGAAAAAGAAAACCGAACAAUUGGAGAUUGUUCCAAUGGAUGAAAAUCCCCCAUUGCCUCCACAAAGACCUUCUGAUGAGGUUAUUCCAAAAAGGGAAAAAUGGAUAAAUAAACAAAGAGUAUUAGUAUUUGCUGCUCGUGGUAUAAGCCACCGCGAUAGACAUCUAAUGAAAGACAUAAAAACUCUUAUGCCCCAUCAUAGGCCCGAGUCGAAAAUGGAGAGGACAAAAACUUUGGCCACUGUCAACGAUAUGUGCGAAAUGAAGCACUGCAACAAAUCCAUAUUAUUCGAAGGACGCCGGAAACGUGAUCUUUACAUGUGGGUCUCAAAUAUACCCAAUGGACCUUCGGCAAAAUUCUUGGUAGAGAAUAUUCAUACUAUGGCUGAACUAAAAAUGACCGGCAAUUGUCUCAGAGGCUCUAGGCCACUGUUAUCGUUCGAUUCGAAAUUUGAUGAAGUGCCUCAUUUGAAACUGUUAAAGGAACUAUUUACACAAAUUUUUGGUGUUCCUAAUCAUCAUCCAAAAAGUCAACCAUUUAUUGAUCAUGUCUACAGUUUUACCUAUCUAGAUAAUAGGAUAUGGUUUAGGAACUUCCAGAUCCUUUCCGAAGAUGGUGGUUUAGCAGAAAUCGGACCACGUUUUGUCAUGAAUCCUGUAAAAAUUUUUGAAGGUUCCUUCACAGGCGGUGCAUUGUGGGAAAAUCCGGAUUACGUUAGUCCAGCAAAACAACGGCAAAUGUUGAAGAAGGCAGCCAAAGAACGUUACGUCAAUCGUAUAGAACAGAAAGUGCACCAUGAGGCUACGUUGCCCACUAAAGCAUAUGAAGGCAUUGAGUACGACGAUAUUUUCGAGGACAGAGACGCUUUCGAGACGGCAAAGGUCUUAGCCGAACAAGCUAAAAAGAAGGCACUUCAAGUACAAGAAAAGGCAACGAAAAGUCCAAAGGAUAAAUUGACCAAGAAAAUAAAGGAAAAACAAUUGGAAGCCGUUAAACAAGUUAUAGAAAAGAAGAAGCAAAAGGCGAAUAAAGUGGGAAAACAAAAAGCAUAG